Messenger RNA from Poecilia latipinna (sailfin molly), 2137 nucleotides. Its product is annotated as protein FAM57B-like. Gene Ontology annotation, cellular component: membrane; endoplasmic reticulum. The transcript has 6 exons. Gene Ontology annotation, molecular function: sphingosine N-acyltransferase activity. The record is from RefSeq and is a predicted model, not a curated record. Bases 1350 to 2117 code for a protein of 255 amino acids. Lineage: Eukaryota; Metazoa; Chordata; Actinopteri; Cyprinodontiformes; Poeciliidae. Gene Ontology annotation, biological process: lipid homeostasis; ceramide biosynthetic process.
GAAGGUUUCUUCAGAUCAGGAGGCCGAUAAACGACUGAAACGUUUAAAUGUUAAGUUGAACUCUAAGGACCCUGACCUCCAGUUUGGCUCUAGACGUUGCCAUGGAGACGACUGAUGGCGGGACAGGCGGCCACGAGACACAGCAGGUCACUGCUGAAAGCUAAGAGUAUUCAUAGAAAGUUGAGUGGAAAGAAAAAGUUACCCAGUUAGAACUGCAGCCUUGACUCGAUAGUUGAGCAGAAUCCAGUCAGCUCCUCCUGAUUCGUCACUCUGGAACGUUUCUCCAUGGAUGGAUGUGAAUCUAAUCCUGUUGCCAUGGAGAUUAAAUGAUUUCUCAACACUCCGGUUCCUGUCCGGUUCCGGUCUGGCCCAGGUUUUGAUGAGGAGUAACAUGAUGGAAAGCUUAUAGCUGGUUUUCCAUGAGACCGCCCCUUUAAAACAGAGCUGGUGUAGAAACAAGAGGUCUCACUCUGACAAGCAGUUAAAACCAGUUAGUUCUUUCUGCAGGGACAUUUAUGUAGUUUAACUACUGAGCAGCACGUCAUGAUAAAAUGACUCAAAGCUAAAGUACAAAGAACUGUUCAGUGAAGCUCCUAUUGAAAAGUAAAUUUAUUUCAUUUACUCAUCAAGUGAAACAUAGAUAACUGAAGUUUUAACACCUUUAUUUCUCUUCAUCAUGAUGAUUUUCUGCUUAUAAAUAAAAACACAUUAAAGACCAGAAUAUUACAGCAAAUGAUUUUGGGAAACAGAAAUGUCUUCUUACUGAGAAGUUUGUAUAAAACUUCAUUAAAGGCCAUUUUUAAAGCGGUUCAAUAAAUCGCUUCUCCUGAUUAAUUGAAUGUUACUGACUGCGGUCGCCAUGACAACACAACCAUGGCUAUGAAAAUAAAUCUGCUCAGGAUUUUAAUGAAAGUAACUGAUCUCAUUAAAGCUCUGCAUAAAAUCUGGAUUCUCACCGGAUCCAGAUUAAAAUUCAGGGACAUUUUAUUAAUCCCAACCAGAGAUUAAACCUGAUGGAGUUAUGCGAGUACAAGCUGAGUUCUGAUUGGCUGGCUGACAUUUAGGGGGUGGAGCUUCAGCAUGCUGUGUCUGGGUCUGGUUCUGGUUCUGGGCUGAAACUGAGGGACAGAAACAGAGAAGCUCUGAAGACAGAACUGCUCCUGGUCCGGUUCUGAUGCGGUCCAGAACUGGCCCUGAUCCUCCCCUGGGGAUUAGCUCCUCCCCCAUCACCUCUCCUCUUCUCCAGGUGGCUGCAGGAAGCUCCGCCCCUCUGAUCCUCUCUCUGAGCUGCUGACACACACACUCUCUCUCUCUCCCCGUCUCUCUUGCCCCGGUCCGGUCCGGUCAGCAUGCUGGGCCUGCUGGCUGCUGGUUCCAUUUUCUUCCCGGGAAUCUUCCUGGCAUCAAAGCAAAUCCUGGAGCAGCUCAUGGGAUGGAGUGAGGUGGACGCCGUGGUGAUCUCAGCACGUCUGGUGUCAUCUCUCCAGGCCGUCAUGGCGUCCUCGGCCGGAUGGACCAUCGUCUCGUCCUGCAGGGAUGUUAUGGAGGACAGACACUGGCUGGCCGACGCCUACAUCCUGUUCGCCACGCCGUAUUUCUGCUACGACCUCUUGGCCAUGUUCCUGUGCUACUGGUUCAGGCUGCGGGUCAAAGGUCACCAGGAGGCGGGGCCUGACGGUGGCUCGGUGUGCACCGCGGUGUUGGGUUUCCUGCGCCGGGAGGUUCUGAUGGUUCUGCAUCACGUCUUCAUGGUGGCCUUCUGUUGCCCCGCCUCUCUGGUGUGGCGCCAGGGGCGGGGCGAUUACUUCCAGGGCCUUUUGUUCCUGGCUGAGCUCAGCACACCGUCUGUCUGUCUGGGGAAAGUUCUGAUCCAGUUCCAGAGGCAGGACUGGCUGCUGCAUCGGGUCAACGGCGCCGCCCUUCUGCUCAGCUUCUUCUGCUGCAGAGUUCUGCUCUUCCCCUACCUGUACUACGCCUACAGCAGGUACGCCUCCAUCCCGCUGUACCGGGUCCCCCUGGUGGCCCCCUGGCAGUGCAACCUGGGGGCCGCCCUGCUGUGGCCCCUGCAGCUCUACUGGUUCAGCCUGAUCUGCAGAGGAGCUCUGAGGGGACGCUGAGGGGACAGGGGGAAUGCUGA